AGACUUCUUGAAGCUCGAAAUCGCCCAUCACCAUCCCUGGAAAACCCAAGAACCCUUCUCUAAGCAUCACUUAACAUUGGCCAAAUUUAUGGCCAAAUUUGACCGGUGUGUUCUCCAGGGCUAUGCUCGAGUGCUAUGAUUAGGCUAGGUUUUUGUUUUUAGUUAUAUUUAUUUUAUUUUGGGGGGGGUUCGUGGUCUCUUUCCGUGUGCAAAAAAUCUGAAAUCAGAUAAAAUAUGGCAUGUUUUUUUGUAUUGUAAGUAAAUUGUAUUAAAACAAAUUAUUGUAUGUACUCCAAGAAAUCGAUGAAUUAACUUAUUAAUGAAAUGUACUCUACGUCUUCGAUUGAUUUCUUUUGAUUUUGUGCUCAACGCGCCUUUCGAAUGACGCUAUUUUAUAAUCCUAUAGCUACCAAUUUUUACAGUUUUCUUUACGUUUUAACUUUGCGCCGUUUAAAAUGCAUGUGAACUGCAUCUUUUUAAAAUGUUAAAAUGCAUGUACCUAAAAUUUCAACCUUCCUAUUUUACUUUAUCACAGCAUAUUGUAUUCGUAUGGGACUUUAAUUUUGAAGAAAGCGGCCUUUUAUUUUGAAAAUCUUUGACAUCCUCUGCUGAUCCGACCUCAGAUUGUGGGUCAUAAUGGUGUGAAUGUUGAGCAAGUAUGGCGAUUCCGAGAGAUGUUAUAUUUUCCCUGUCAGUGUCUCUCUCUAAAUGAAAGCAGAGCCUUCCCUGCAAACUAUAACGUUACAUAGAAGAGUGCGAUAGACUGACGGUCUCAAUAGACUUGAAUCUGUUCAGAAAAAAGAACAUGGCACCGACUGGAAAUCUUCCACUUCUUUAUCGUGCUGCUGCUCUAUAUCAUGUACACACUAAAACAGCAUUAAGAGAAUCCCUUUGUAAACCAACUUUAAAAAUUUGCUUUGCUUCACCCUGCACCCUUCAACAUAGAAGGUGUGUUUCUGUGGAGGCUGCUAUAAGGCAUAUUGCAGAUUUGACUGACAAGGAAAACAGACUUGUGACUAGGCUCUACAAUGGACUUAUUGGCGGACAAAGGGCAGCUCUCGCAGAGUCUAUAACCAUUGUGGAGACCCAGCAUCCAAGAAAGAAGGAGAUGGCCCAGGUCCUGCUUCAGAGAGUGCUGGCCUACCGUCAGGAGCAGGAGAGACUUAAUGGUGGGAAGCCAGUGGCCUUCAGAGUGGGGCUGUCUGGUCCCCCUGGUGCCGGAAAGUCUUCGUUCAUUGAGGUUAUCGGGAAGAUGUUGACCGGAAGAGGGCAUAAAGUUUCAGUACUAGCUGUAGAUCCUUCCUCAUGCACGACUGGAGGUUCACUGAUGGGGGACAAAACGCGAAUGACAGAGCUCUCCAGGGACAUGAACGCUUACAUCCGACCGUCUCCCACAUCAGGAACUCUGGGUGGAGUGACAAGAACCACCAAUGAAGCCAUCGUCCUCUGUGAGGGCGCAGGUUACGACAUUGUUUUAGUUGAAACUGUGGGCGUUGGACAGUCAGAGUUUGCAGUAGCUGAUAUGGUGGAUAUGUUUGUGCUGCUGAUCCCACCAGCAGGGGGCGAUGAACUACAGGGAAUCAAAAGAGGCAUCAUUGAGAUGGCUGACCUGGUGGUAGUUACAAAAUCAGAUGGCGAUUUGAUUGUUCCGGCUCGGAGAAUUCAAGCAGAAUACACAAGUGCCCUGAAAUUGCUUCGAAAGAAGUCCAAAGUCUGGAAACCAAAGGUGAUCCGCAUAUCCUCUCAGACAGGCCAAGGUAUUCCUGAGCUGUGGGACACAGUGUUACAGUUUCAAGAGGCAAUGCUGAGCAGUGGUGAGCUCAGAGUCCGCCGGCAAAAUCAGCAGAAAGUGUGGCUGUGGAAUUUGAUCCAGGAGAACGCUCUCCUCAACUUCCGGCAGCAUCCGGCCGUGUGUGCCGAGCUCCCGGAGCUGGAACUAAGGGUCACACAUGGAGAUAUUUCACCCGGCCUUGCUGCUGACCUCCUCCUGAAAGCCUUUACAACCACACCGUGAUAAAAGGACAUUCCAUGGGAAACAGAAAUCUUGCAUUUCAAUAUUAGAAAUAUUGAGUCUUUUUACUUUGUACUGCACCUCGCCUGGUUUUAAAGGAUUUUAAUGUCUGGUGUGUGUCAUAAAAUGUUGCUUAUCAAGUGAGUAAAGCUGUAUAAAUAUGGGAAACAAACUUAUUACUAAUGUUACAUCCUUUAAACUUUGUAAAAUGCAGUUACUCACACAACACUCUGCACAAAUACUGCAUGUACAUGCAUACUGUAUAUUUGUAUAAAUUGAUAUUUAAUUAUCCCUUGAGAAAUUAAAGACUUGUUGUCAAUGAAAUAA
Messenger RNA from Paramisgurnus dabryanus, 2338 nucleotides. It is a transcript of the gene mmaa, whose product is annotated as metabolism of cobalamin associated A. Gene Ontology annotation, cellular component: cytoplasm. Gene Ontology annotation, molecular function: GTP binding; GTPase activity. The record is from RefSeq and is a predicted model, not a curated record. NCBI's taxonomy places the organism in Eukaryota, Metazoa, Chordata, Actinopteri, Cypriniformes, Cobitidae.